Colletotrichum lupini is the source of this 348-nucleotide messenger RNA. RefSeq lists its product as uncharacterized. The coding region runs from base 1 to 348 and encodes 115 amino acids. The record is from RefSeq and is a predicted model, not a curated record. The transcript is spliced from 2 exons. Lineage: Eukaryota; Fungi; Ascomycota; Sordariomycetes; Glomerellales; Glomerellaceae.
AUGGCGUGCGCCGCAUGGCGCCCAAAGACCGAAGCCCUUUCCAACCCCGAGGACGCGAAAUCGGACCAAGUGCUCAUGAUACAUACACCAUGGACCGUGACUUGGGAUGCAUCUGAUACUGCGACCUUGACGCCAAAGCUACCGACAUUGGCGAGCCCAAUGAUAGUACCGACGUGGACAACUGGUCAGACGAUCCCGGAUGGAGUUUAUGACUACAAACCGCCAAGACUUGAGAGUAUGCCUGACCCUACAAAAGACAGUCUUUUCAUGUUCCUAUUGAAAGAAGAGGCGGCAGAGAAAGGUUGUGAUUGUCGCGGCAACGCCCGCCGCACCUACUUCGCCACCUAA